Pocillopora meandrina is the source of this 5002-nucleotide messenger RNA. NCBI's taxonomy places the organism in Eukaryota, Metazoa, Cnidaria, Anthozoa, Scleractinia, Pocilloporidae. The record is from the annotation of a GenBank genome assembly.
AAGAAUUUCAACAUGGCAGACGGAGCAGUGCAUGAAGAUUUCUUGAAGUUCACACUGGUCCAUGGUAAUGAAAACAAACACCUAAUGCAGUUAUUCCAGUGGUAAAUUCGGUAAUGAAUCAGCUCUAAGCGUUAUUGGUUUUUUUUCAGGGUCAAAUAAAUACCCGGUUGAGUUACAGACGGAUAGCAGCAAUGACGGACCUACAGUUGAAGAUUUAGCAAACCUUGCAGCUCGACUCACCGAUGUACCUAGAGGAUCACAGAGGCUCAUUUUUAAAGGUGAGUGGCGUUGAAGAGAAGCUGAAUUGCGCCCUGUCACUAUACGGUGGAUUAUUCUUGCUUAUGAUCCAUCCCAACAAAUAUUUUUGCUCACGCACGAUUGGUCUAAACACAUUACGUGACCGAAUAUUCCCUACACUAAGACCGGAGGAUAUCCGAGGAUAUCACUCAAUUUUCAAAUCUCAUGUCCACUAUAUGCUUAUGUUCGUGCCAAAUAGAUGACACUGUUUCGAAUAACAUAGUGUGAAUCAGGUAGUUGAAAGCUAUACGGCCCUGCACAAUAAGAGCUGAAAGUAACGAACUACUUAGCUCAUUUCUUAACUCUUUGACCCUUUUGAGUGAUUAGUAUCUAAUUUCUCCUUACAACAUCACCCCUGAAUCAAACAUCCAGGUCACAAGAAUAAAACAAAUAAUCACCAACUUAAGAAACUCUGGAUUUUUAAACAAAUUCUCCUUGUCAGCACCUUCGGAAAUGUAUAGAGAACAGUAUAGAGAAUAUGCUUACUGAUAUUAUGGUGUCAAGGGUUAAAACUUUAUACUAUGAAAAAUGUUUGAGUUUGGUUUCUUUGUUUUAGGGCAGUCAUUGACAGAUCUCGGUCAAACACUAAAAUCUCUGAGAGUGAAGAAUGGAAGUAAAGUUAUGUUAAUCGGCAAAAAGGUCAGUCUAGUUUGGAUACUGAAGUAAUUUUCAUUUGGGUGUCUAAAAAAUUAAUAAUCUGUGAUUGCUUUAAUGUUGCUGCAUUUCGUUGUGAGUUUUUUGUUAUACACUUGUGCCAAAUUCAAUAUAAAAUGAAAAGUCAUUGUGACUUAGUUACUGUACUGCUUAUAUGUAAGCUGACAGUUCCAACUCCAAACUAGAUCAUCAAUCCUUAAAACUUUUGAGAAUUUAAGAAUAGAGAAUUGAGACCAGAGGAUCUAGGCCUGAGAUGCUUGAGGAGUGUUGAUUUCAAGGAUCUUGCUCUUCAGCUUCAUGGAAGCAAUUUUGUUCUUGCACAUGGAGCAAUUUUCCCUGUGUUGCAUAUAGUUUGCAUGUUUUACUCUGAAUCCUUAUUACCUUCUUGUGAUAUUAUCCUGAACUCUGAUUUGCCAUUUUAAAUACUUAUGGUUUGGUUUUACAACUGACACCCAAUUUAAAUGCACUCUACUAGCAGGGUUCAUAUGUAUCCUGUAGACCUGGAAAAUUGUGGAAUUUUAUUUUGUCACUUUCCAGGACUGGAAAGUCCUGGAAAAAGACUACAGUAAUGGAAAGUCCUGGAAAUUUGCUCAAAUCAAGCUAUAAAAUUUUAAGGAUUUACAAAAAAAUGUUUUCAGAUGGCAAGGAGAAUUGAUUUACGAAUGUUGGGAAUGAAAGGGUAUAUGGUGAAAUUGAAGCCUUGGAAGAAUCAAUCUGAGUCAUAGAAACGUCCUUGAAAUUUGUUUCUGGAAAAGGGUUGGAACCCUGUAUUAGUAGGAAACUCAAGGAGAAGUUGAUUGCCUUCAGCAUGCACUGAAAAUGAUUUUUUUUUUCCUCUGUGAAGUUUAAUCCUUUAGAAGAAGAGAAUAUGAAAGCUGUAUUAGCUGCUGAAAAGAAGGCUGAUGAUAUAGAGAAAAGACUUACUGAGAAUGUGGAAGAACUCCAAGGAGUAGAAAAGGUUAUAUAAUUGGUUUACUUUUUUAAAAGAUGAAUUCAAUGUGGAAUUUGAAUAAUAAUUGGUUAGUUUGCUAGUCAACAAGAUUGUCCUUCACACAAGUUGAUUGGUCCAUACCACUAGUAAUCAAAACUAUAACAAAAUUCUCAAAAGCAAUUGGUUAUCACCAGCCCGAUUUGAGCGCUAAUAGGACAGUGUAUGCGUCAUGCUUGUAAUUGGAUAGUGUAAUAGGACAGUUAAAGGGACAGUGAAUAUGUCAUGCCUGUGCAAGAGGACAGAACACGUCAUGUGUGCAGAAUGUUGUCUCACAUUUCGCCAAGUUAAUUGUUGUUUUGUUUUUUUUUUUUUAUGAAAAUAUACAACUGAUUUCUUAUUUCUCUCUCAAAUUUUGUCAUAGUUUUGAUUAAGUGGUAACAGGACUUGUGUCAUCCAAUUCUUUCUGUAAUUGUACAUGCAAUUAAUACAUCAGACUCAGGCUUCAUGGUUGUCUGAUUUUGUUAAUCACUCAUAUGGUUACAGACCUAAAUGGACUCCACUUAGUCCUAUUACCAUCAUUGAUAGCAUCUGGUUUCCACAACAAAGAGUGAUCAUGGGUGUUGCUACUCCCCUAAACAACAAAUUCUCUGUAAUAAAGGUGGAAGAAGGAAAAAUAAUUACCAGCCAGAGAAUAUAUACAGCUAUAUUUACUAAAUUCUCCAAGCUGAAAUUAUGAAAAAUGGCAAACAAUGUGGAGAAUUUAAUAGUAGAUCUAAGGAUAAAUACAAGUGACACCAUUUGGAAAUUUUACCAGAGCCUUAGUCUCUAGAGUCUAAAGCAUGUUAAGCUUCCACAUCUUCAGGUCCACCGGAUUAAUCAGGGAAUAUUUGAAUCAAAGUAAUAAAUAGAUGUAUUAUCAUUCAAAUAUCUUACAUAUCAUGCUUUUUUCUCAACAGGGAUUUCUUCAAACUGAACUAGUCAACCAGACCCUGGAUAAGCUAACAAGGAAAAUACAGGGAAUAACUGAGGACUUCAUGAAAACUCUUGAGAGUUUGGACUCCUUGGUUAGUAGCCAACAAUAUAAAUCCCAAGCAACUCUAUCAUUUUAGCCCUCAGAAGUGACGAGCAUGGUUGUUGCGGCAAUCAGUAACUAACAAUUUAAAAUCUAAACUUUUAAUCCAAAAUCCUACAUGAAGGCAUGUAGAAAACUUGCACUAAAUUAUGUAUGCAUUAAAUUAUGUGCAUGUAAAAAUUACAAGCUUCUGAUUGGCUGAAAACAAGUGUAUUCUCAUGUAACAUGGGUGCAAAGUUGUAACACAGGUGCAAAUUACGAAUAGCACCAUGUAGGCUUUCAAAAUUCCAUUUGUCUAGACUUUCAGUGAUGUUUUUCCAUGUUCAUUAUUGACAAGAAAUACCAUGAUGUCUCCUGCAAUUUUGUGUAAUAAGCACUGUCUUGUAAAUUUUUCAAAGAGUACAAAUUGUACUUGCCCUUCAGACCAGGGCAGUUUUUUUGUCUUUGAAAAAUUUACUAGUGCUUAUUAACACCAAAUUGCACCCAAAAUCAUUUUAUUACCUAACCUAAUGAAACAUUAUGUUUAAAAUUGAGAAAAAAAUGACCAAUACAUGUAUAUGGAACUUUUAACUCUGUGGCCUGGUAGCACCAUUCCACUUGAUGCCACCACCAGUCAUGCACCAAAACUUAGUUGCCCCUUAGGUGGAACCCAGGUGACAGUGGUACAAUACAGCCAGUUUUACUAACUAAAGGUCACUUUCAAAAAACUGACAUUGCCCAUUGCAGGAAAGGAACAAUAAAUGUCAUUUAACUUGUCUCAUACUUGCUUGCUCUGGCCCUACACAUGGUUUACCUCUACCAUUGACUAGAAUGAUAAGCAUCUAAUUUCUUCUUAAACAUCACCCUGUAUGACACAUUGAGGCCAUGAGAAUGAUAGAAAUGAUCACCCUGACUAAGAAGCUCUUGAUUUAGUUGGUGGUACUUUUUUUAAUUCUCUCAACCUUACUGUUUGAUUCAGGGGUGAUAUUGUAAGGAGAAAUUAAAUGCUAAUCACCCUUAGAGCUUAAAGGGUUAAUUUUGUUUUUUACUCUACCCAUGUGACACCAGAGGCACUGUGAAGGGAAGACUAUUCAGGGAUUAAAGUAUUGUUCACUAAUAAACUUUUUUCAUGUAACAUCGGGUAGGAUGAUAGAGCAGUUAUGCUAUGGACAGAAAUGACAAAUCAUUUUUAACCUCUUGAAAUGAUGAAUUGGGAUAAAUUAUCAACCCAUUUGAAGUGUUCCACUAUCAAUCAACUCAUCUGUGUGUAGCUUUUGAAGCUUUCUGAGAUUUGAAUUUUACUUUUGCUGUUAAAUCAGCUCAUAGAUUCCAGCCUGCAACAAGCCAAGGCAAAAAAGAAAUCUCUUGUUCAACGAAUUCAGGUAAGUCUGAAAACAACUUCAGUAUAACAUAACAUUUGAUAGCAAUUUUUUCCACUUUUGAGUUCACAAAUUUGAGUUAUUGCUUGCAAUGCAAUAUGUAAUAUUGUAUAAUGCAAUUUAUCAUACACUGAAUUUACUAUGGACAAUUUGAUUGGUUAGGAUCAUUCAAUUAAUAUUCAGUAGUAUGUGAAGCAGACAGGUAUUGCAUUUAUUAUGGCAAGUUCAAACUCUGCCCAGUUUCCAAUUAAGGGUGGAUUUCUUUGCCUUUAUAAUGUUCUCUUUCAGGUCUUAUUGGACAAGAGUGAUGGAAUAUCAAGCAGGAUAGAAUCUCUUAAGAAGAAGCCUUAGACAGAAAAUAGGAGAAAUAAUUUUAGUUUGUGUCAUUCUCAUGGUCAGUGAAAAUGAGAGAAGGAGACUGUGUGCAAAGAACAGCAUGGGCUGGGGCAGUUUCCCUGACAACCCCAACAGCUGUUUGUAGCUUACCAGCUCUCUUACUCACCUUCACUACCAAAGGGCCUGUUACAGAAAUUAUUUAAUAAGAUAGUAAAUAUUUCUAAGAUUGUCUGUAUUUAUACCAUUAUUAUCAUCAAGAGAAAUGCAUUUCUAUCAUCUGUUUGUACAAGUAGAUAAAGGGGGUGAGUUUCUAAAGAAACUGUGGUGCUACAUCUGUGGAAGAGUAAAACAGGG